Messenger RNA from Amaranthus tricolor (Joseph's coat), 1025 nucleotides. RefSeq names its product cadmium-induced protein AS8. The coding region runs from base 236 to 703 and encodes 155 amino acids. The record is from RefSeq and is a predicted model, not a curated record. The transcript is spliced from 4 exons. Lineage: Eukaryota; Viridiplantae; Streptophyta; Magnoliopsida; Caryophyllales; Amaranthaceae.
UUGGUCGAACCCUGAGUUUGAUUGUCACCGAAUCCAUUUAUACCCACAAAUAAAAAAAAAGAACACACUUAUCUUGUUGGCCGGUUCUACCUGGUUCUGACGUUCUGUAAACAUCCAAAAGUUGCAACUUUACAAGUUUUGAUUUUGACUCUAAUCCUAAACACAAGUCCCGCUUUCCACCACACAAAACUCAAGUGAAGGAGGAUCAAGCUUCAAUUUUUCAUCUGGAUUUUGAAUGGUCGCGAUGAUUAUAAAAGGACUGUUUAGAAGGUAUGAGCGAUGGAAUCCUGUUCAUCCAACCUACGGUGCCUUUUGGGGAAUGGGUGUUGGAAUCGGCUGUGGUGUCGGCUGGGGUCCGGGUUUUGGACCCGAGGUGAUUGGUUAUGUUGGAGCUGGAUGUGGUGUUGGAUUUAGCGUUGGUAUUACAUUAGCCGGUGUUGGCAUUGGCCUUCCUGCAAAUUUUGUCACAGAUGUUCCUUAUAAAGGAUAUGAGUGGAGUAACAACAUUUCAUCGCAGUUUUUGACCUUGCAACAAAAAGCGAAUGAAAGCUUUUCUUACUUGAAGGACUUGGAUUUGAUGAAAAAAGGGACGGACGUUUUUGAUGUGAAAAGUGCGCUAUGCUCACAGGGAAAGUUAAUCUCUGAGAAUUUCAGAAUUUUGAAGAAAAAUCUUUCAAUAUCUUCUAAAGAGAACAAAGACUGAUUCUUGUGAGCAUCGGCCAGCGCUAUGAUGAGCAAAUUCUUCAUAUUCAAAACAUAUCGGCUUUUGGCAUGAAGGCGUCACAACCUCAAAUGUUGAAGAACGAUGAAGCUCGAAUGUAAACCAUGCCCGUAACAUCUAGCAUGUAUGUAUCGGAGCCUGACUGGCUGAGGGCCGACACAUACGAAAAUGUGGCGAGGGUGUAUUGUGUUUUGGUAUCAACUUCAACGGUGAGGUUGUAAAUUAAGUCGAUUCAUCUCCAAUUCAAAUGAUAGACUUUUUAAUGUAUUCGUUGAGGUGUAGUGCAGCGUUCUUUUCAUUUCUA